AAUCAGCUGAAACUGCUUUCGAUCCUGACCACUCUGCACGGUUAAGCCCUAAGUAGCCAAAGGGCAGCCAGGAGCAGCCGGGUAGGAGGAACCCAGCAGCCGCCACGCCGUCCCACAAUGCCCCGCUCGCACCACCCUGAGGGCGGAGAGAAAGGAGCGCUGCCGGGGAUGGGGCUUGGCGGCGAGCGCUGAGAAUUGCGCAGGCGCACUGACCCCGCGGGCCCUAGCAACCAGAGCAGUGACAGUAGCAACCGCCGUUAUGGCAAAAGCAACAACAAUCAAAGAAGCCUUAGCGAGAUGGGAAGAGAAAACUGGCCAGAGGCCAUCUGAAGCCAAAGAGAUAAAACUUUAUGCCCAGAUUCCCCCCAUAGAGAAGAUGGAUGCCUCCUUGUCCACGCUUGCUAAUUGCGAGAAGCUUUCACUGUCUACAAACUGCAUUGAAAAAAUUGCCAACCUGAAUGGCUUAAAAAACUUGAGGAUAUUAUCAUUAGGAAGAAACAACAUAAAGAACUUAAAUGGACUGGAGGCAGUAGGGGACACAUUAGAAGAACUGUGGAUCUCCUACAAUUUUAUUGAGAAGUUGAAAGGGAUCCAUGUAAUGAAGAAAUUGAAGAUUCUCUACAUGUCCAAUAACCUGGUAAAAGACUGGGCUGAGUUUGUGAAGCUGGCAGAACUGCCAUGCCUGGAAGACCUGGUGUUUGUAGGCAAUCCCUUGGAAGAGAAACAUUCUGCUGAGAACAACUGGAUUGAAGAAGCAACCAAGAGAGUACCCAAACUGAAAAAGCUGGAUGGUACUCCAGUAAUUAAGGAGGAUGAAGAAGAAGAUAACUAAUGCCACCUUUUCCACUUUGUGUUAACUUAUUUAAAUGUCAUAAGAACAAUAGAUACAUUUUAUAUAAUUGUCUAUUUUAAAGAUUCUGUAUGGGACAAAAGUUUCUUAAGAUAAAACAGAUCACUCAUUCUCAUCUUUUUCCCCCUUAACUUACUCAGUGUUUCUUCCCAAAACUGGUAAUGCCAACCUAAUAUAUCCUGAUCCUCUUUUCAGAAACCACAAAUUUUCAUUUUUUGUCUUCAGUCUCAGUUAUAUACUGUAGAGCCCCAUCUACUAAAACCUUUGUAGACCAGUCAUUUUUUUGUCUUUCUUUAUCUUUUUUUCCUGUAGACCAGUCAUUUUUAAUACCAAAUGAACAAAUGUUCUUUUUUCAGUUUGUUCAUUUUUUUAAGUUAGACAUUUUAAAAGAUAAGCAUUUGAAAAUUUAGAACAUCUUUCCUGAAGGUCUGUCUCCUUACAGUUCAGAAGCACAAAUAUAUCAUGACUUUAGCUCUGAAGGCAGUAUGGUGAUGGAAGAGUUCCUCUUAGAAAUAAAUAAAUACCAAAAAAAAAAAAAAAAGAAAGGAAAAGAAAUAUAGCAGCCAUAGAGCCAAGGCUCCAAAGUUCAAUCAGAAAAGAUAUGGUGAAAAAAGGAAAAAAUUAAUAUCUUACAGACCUUCUAGUCUAUAUUAUACUUGUUUUUCCAAAAAUGUGCAGAUUGUCAACUGGAAUUUAAGUUGUUUUUAUAUGCAUGGCCACCUGAGUCACUGUGUGCAGUCAGUCAUUUUGUGAUCUAAGUCAGUGGUUCAAAUGACUGUCAUGAUCAUUUCUUUGACCAGUAAUAUGGCCAUGUUACUCGUGGGGCUGGCCUUAAUCACACAUUUUGGUUUUGUAAUUCCUUAUAUGUUUAAAUCAUUAGUUAUAUUUGAAUUCCUAGGCUAAAUGCUACCCUAGUGAUUUGGUCUGGUGACCCUCAUUAUUGGGAGAAGUGAUUGUCAUGGUUAUAAGUAAGGGUAUGAUGAAACUUAGUAUUUCAAAAUAUAUUUUUUGAUACGUUCUAAGUUAAACAGCUCCUAAAAUGUAUUAUAUACAUGGUCGUGGAGGGAAGAGAGAUGUUUCAUUACGAGAUCCUAGGCAAAUGGCAAUAGGUUUGAGGAUUGUCUCCUACAUAAAGCAAUGUAGGUGGUUUAACCUCAAAAUUGCAAAGCAAUAGUUAGAUGGAGAGAUUAGAAUUUAUCAUGUAAAAAAUUUUUUUAGGAAAAUGUAAGACAUUGUAGUCAGUGAGCAGAUGAAGUCCAUAGGAGGCCAUGGCUGAAUCACUAAUAGAUUGCAGAAAAGAAGUCAGGACCCUCUGCCAAAUUGUGCCUAAAGUCCCUCAGAGAUGGUUGAUUCUUGUUCCGCAUCUACUUGUGUGAUUUUACUUGCAUAAAAUCACAGUGAAAAAGGGGAGAAUCGUUUUUAAAAGUGAUUGCAUAAGUAGUCCUGGGUUUCAGAAGAUUUCAACUACCAUUUAUGUAGGAAUUACUUGAUUUUUCUAAGUCACUCUGAUCAAAAGGGACCACUGCUUUGACAAUCAACUCUAAAUACAAACAAGGGGAAAACUUGGUCUAACACCCUUUCAGCUUUCUUUUUUCUCUUCUUUACAAUCUGUUAGAAAGAAACCUUACCCUACUCUAGCUGGUUUAUGCACUCAAAGCCUUUGGACAUUUCUUUUAUGAAUGAAGGCAAUGAGCCUUCAUUCUCCUUGGUGAUGUCAAAGGUCCAUAAACUGAGAGGGAAGAUGAUCUUUUUAAAGUUUGCACUUCAUCCAGUAGGCAAGCUUGAAGGCAUGUUGUUAUGAGUAUGUUUUCUAAAAGUAACCCUGGAAGUGAAUAUAAUAGGAAGUAAAUGAUUUCAUAUUGAAUUUAUUUGUAAAAUGGCUUAGAGCUUUGGUGCUUUUUUUCUGAAUUCUGUAAUAUAGAAACUGAUUCUCUUUCUCCUUGUUUCUGUUUUUAAUUACAAGUAGUUCUCAGAAAUGUAAGAUUCUUUUCUCUGUCCAUUUCAUGUAAAUUCAUAUUCCCUGUAUCAUUCGACAAAUAUUUGAAUGACUUCUAUGCAUCCCUGUUCAUGGAACCCACACCAUUAAAAAAUGGAAAUUGGGUUGUAUGAAGAAAUGUAGGAUAUUCUCUCAAAUCAUUCCCUAAAUUAUCCUUUACUGGUGCAAAUUUAGCUGAUAUAAAUGCCUUUGGUUUAUGCCUCUUG
Callithrix jacchus (white-tufted-ear marmoset) is the source of this 3052-nucleotide messenger RNA. RefSeq names its product dynein axonemal light chain 1 (gene DNAL1). The record is from RefSeq and is a predicted model, not a curated record. Gene Ontology annotation, biological process: outer dynein arm assembly. Gene Ontology annotation, molecular function: alpha-tubulin binding; dynein heavy chain binding. Gene Ontology annotation, cellular component: cytoplasm. Lineage: Eukaryota; Metazoa; Chordata; Mammalia; Primates; Cebidae.